Molecule: messenger RNA, 1260 nt
Organism: Cladocopium goreaui
Lineage: Eukaryota; Dinophyceae; Suessiales; Symbiodiniaceae
Source: the annotation of a GenBank genome assembly
AUGCUUGGGCCCCUCGUGAAACGAGUGGUGAGCCCAGGCAGCCUAUUUGGCUUCACUUCAGGUGCAACGUCAGGUAGCUUCGGCGCGGAUGCGGGCUUUGGAAGACAAAUCUCAGCUUUGUCGGAUCCCUUUGGCCUCGAACGUGAGCCGAAGAACAAGCGACGCGCCGUGCCUCCAGAGGCGGCAGAGGACGUCGGCGACGUCGACGGCGGCGGCGCGCGACGCAAGGCGGAUCCCGAAGUCUUGGCCAAGCGGAAGAUGCUGCGAGGCCGAAGGAGCGCUGCCAGCACUACGAAACCCACUCCGUCCACUCCGACGCCGCCUGUCCCGGCUGUCCCGGCUGUCCCGGCGGAGUUCCCUCCAAAGCCACCAGGAGGCCUCUUUGAGCCACCAGGAGAAGUCACUGAGUCCAACCCCUUUGCCGGGCUGACGUCGAAGCCCGCCACUGUGCCGGCCGCUGUGCCGGCCGCUGCCCCGGCGGCACCGGCCGCACCAGCGGCACCGGCCGCAGCCGCGGCGGAAGCUGCGUCAACAACGGCGGUGGCAGGUGAAGAGGCUCCUGAAGCUUCAGAGGCAGUGAAGGUGGAAACCAAAGAGGAUUUCUGGCGCGUGCAGAUUGAAGCCAUCUACCGCCGGAGGAACCCCAUGAAAUUGAACGAUGUGAAGGGCCUCAUGGAGAAGCACAAGGGCAAAGAGGUGAUCCUCUUUAAGAAGGUUUGCAAGCGAUACGAUUUGGAUCCAUCGAAGAUCUACACGAACGAUGAUGCUUGGGAAGGUGAAGACAAGGAGUUCAAAGACGAUCCCGACGACGCUGAGUCGACGAAAACAGGUUCGGCUGCUCCGAUGGCCUCCAUCUUUGGAGCAUCGAGCAGCUCUACGCCCUCGGCGUCGCCGAGCAUCUUUGGAACUCCCGGUGCUAGUUCUGGCUCUUUGUUUGGCGCCUCCAGCGGCUCCGCCUCGGAGAUCUUCAAGGGAGGCAACAUUUUUGCUGCUGGUGGUGGAGGGGCCAGCUUGUUCGGUGCCAGCUCAGGCUCUUCAACCGGCGAAAGCACUUCGUUGUUUGGAAUGCCAAGUGGCUCUUCAGGCAGCAUCUUUGGCGCAACAAGCGCCACAAGUGGCAACCUUUUUGGAGGUGCAGAUGCUGGAUCUACUGGCUCUACUGGCUCUAUCUUUGGUGGGUCCGGCAACACAGGUAGCGGUAACAUCUUUGCCUUUGGGGCAGGCUGGGUUGGGCAUGCUAUGAUGCAGAUUGGACACUGA